CUCCGUUCCUAGUCGGAACGAAAAGCUACUGGCCCCUAACAUGGCCGCGCCCGUGAGCGCGUGUUGCAAGGUUCUUGCCGACGCCGAGCCCCCGGUUCUGCCAGGCGGGGCGGCGCCGUACGGAAAUUUCCCCAACUACUCUUGGUUCCAUCCGCCCGAGGGACGCGUCUCCCUCUUACCUGCGACGCUUUUAAGCGAGCUGUUCCCAAACCCGCGUGCGGGUCCCCUUUUGGGCCUGGAUGUUGGAUGCAAUUCGGGGGAACUCAGUGUCGCCCUCUAUAAGCAUCUCCUUGGCUUUAACCAUACUAACCCGGAGCAUUCUGUGAAUGGAAAGGACUUCCGCCUCCUCUGCUGUGACAUUGAUGCAAACCUGAUUGAGAGAGCCAAGCAAUACAGCCCUUUCCCUGGUUCCAUUUCCUACACCACUCUCGAUAUCAUGGACCCCAGUGCAAGAGAGACUCUGCUGACCUCCUACUUGAACAAGUUUGGUCGCUGUUGGUUUGACAUUUGCUUCUGCAUGUCUAUAACUAUGUGGAUCCAUCUGAAUCAUGGGGACAGUGGUCUGGUGAAAUUCUUAUCUUUCCUUGUGACUCAAUGUACGUAUUUACUUCUUGAACCCCAGCCAUGGAAAUGCUACCGUGCAGCUGCUCGACGCCUGAGGAAGUUGGGCCGGAAUGACUUUGACCAUUUCCAUUCGCUCACCAUCAAAGGGAACAUGGCUGAGAAAAUAACUCAGAUCUUGACGAGAGACUGUGCCAUGGAGUUUGUGUGUUGCUUUGGAAGCACUAGCUGGGACAGGAGCCUCUUGUUGUUUAAAUCAAAAGAGAAAAAACAUUUGAGAUAAUUCAUGAUUUGUAUAUUCUUGUUGAAGGGGCUCGAUGAUGAUGAUGAUGUCAUCGAUGGCAUGAUAGCUUGUUGAGGUGGUGUGAUGGUAUUGGCAUUCUAUGCAUUUUAGCAUAUAGCCAUACUGGCCAUAUGACCAUGGAAAAUGUCUUUGGACAACACUGGGUCCCUCAGCCGAGAAAGAGAGAUGAGCAAAACCCCCUAGAUUUGGACACAACUGGACAGGAAAAUCUUUAACCCACAUUCUGGCAUUUAAUCAAAGGGAAAAUGGCAGGUUAUUGAGAGAACCAAGUCUUUUGCCAUGUUGUUAUUGAGCUGUAAGAAUAACAUGGGGUCUUGAAAAUCAUACAUUUUAAUAUCAGAAAUUAUUUUCCAAAUUUACUGAUACACCUUGACUCUUGGUGUAGUCUCAAAAUUUUGGAGACAGAUCUUGCACAGAGAAUUCCCACUAGAUGGGAACAAAAUUUAAUGUUUUUGGUCCUCUAGCAACAGGAAAAUAAGAUAUGCUUGAUUUUGGUAUUUCACAAUUUUAAUGAUUCUUUUCUCAUCACAGAAAUUUGAUUUCUGUUAAAUAAAGCCACAUAUCAUUUUUUCUUUUGGCGCUAUACUGGUUCUGUAUUCCUUGAUAAACUUUAUAUUUUGACAAUAUAAAUGGCAAUGCUUUUUAGGGAGAAUUGUUGAAGCAUGCUCAAGCCCUUCAGAACUGGGAAGUGGGCUGAAUGCUAUUCAACUGCAUUGAUAAAACUUCCCUUCCUCCUUCGGUUUGAAGGCACAUGAUAGAAUGAAUGAAUUUCAAUGUGGCAAACCAGAUUCACAUAAGUCUUUGUUGGUAUCCCAGACUCCGCUUUCAUUUGCUUUCUUUUCAAAGCAACACAGAAGUGUGAAGUGACAAGAACCACAGGAAGAGCCUGCUUAAACCCUCAGAAUAAUUCUAUAGAGGGAAUUUAUCUUGCGCAGAAAAGAAGAUAAAGAAUAUUCACAUAUUCUCCUGUUCAGCCUUCCACACAAACAUCUCCCCCUUAUGGGUGAUUCUGAAAUGCAGUAAGCAAAUUCAAAACAGGUACAGUGAUAGAUUAUGCAUAGCUGGGUAUUCUUGCACCACUGUGAAUGGCUAGGGGAGUACCAAAGGCAACUGGACUUUCUUGGUUUUUUUCCUUGGGAAAAAAAAAGUUUCGCUUUUCAUCCAAGAAGCUUCUUCAUUUUCAGUACUGAACGACUAUGACCUGGAUGAUUUGAGAAUCUCCAUAGAUAUGCUAGCAAAACCAGCAAAAUAAUUAUAUUGCUACAAUCCUCACUGCUGUGUUUUAUGUGUUUGCAAUCAGGGUGUGUGUAUUUCCUUCUUGACUCCUGCUUGAAAAUAGGUGGCUGUUGCGGCUAGGAGGGUCUUAGCGCAACUUUGUACUGUAUUAUCAGUUAUACCCAUUUCUGAAUCAGGAGGCUGUGCUCUCAGUUACUCAUGCUCUGGUCACCUUCCAAAUGGACUUUACAUGGGGCUCCCCUGCCCUAGAAGAGUAUCCCAAAGCUUCAACUGGUGCAAAAUGUGUAGUGGGCAGUUAUAUAUGCUCCUAAAAUUGCACAUGUUAAAUCUCUGUUUUGUGAACUGCAUUGGUUGCCAGUUUACUUCCAGAUUCAAUGGGUUGGUUUUAACUUUUAAAGUCCUAGAUAGCAUGAGGCUCGGUUAUUGGAAAGAUUACAUCUUCUUGGUUAUGUUUACCUGUCUCCUCAGGUCUGAUAGGAGGGGCUUAUCAGGCAUAAAAGAGAUGGAAGGAGAGUUGCACUUUCAGGCUUGCAAGAUUCUGUUAAUGAAGUCUCACAAUAAAGCAGAUUUAGCCCAUCUAACUGUGUUUCAAAUCUUUUUUUUUUUUAUAAAAAAGUUUUAUUUUUACAUUCAUAUCCAACAACUCAUCCAAUGUACAGUCAUAUACAAUUAGUCGGGCUUGCCCAGUCACCACCCCCUUCUUUUAACUCUCUUCCCUCUUCUACCUUCUACUUUCCAGACCUUCCUCUCCUUCUCUUAUCUACAUCCUCUCCUCCCUCGACCCUAUACCUUCCUUCUCCCUCUUCUACCCCUCUUCCUUCCUCUUCUUCCUCUUCUCCCCCUCUUCUCCUGUUCCCUACCUCCUACUCUCUCCUCCUUUCUCCCUCCCCACCAUUCUAAAAUGGUAGCUGGGCAG
This is a messenger RNA of Ahaetulla prasina, 3017 nucleotides long. RefSeq names its product BCDIN3 domain containing RNA methyltransferase (gene BCDIN3D). NCBI's taxonomy places the organism in Eukaryota, Metazoa, Chordata, Lepidosauria, Squamata, Colubridae. The transcript is spliced from 2 exons. Bases 41 to 844 code for a protein of 267 amino acids. Gene Ontology annotation, biological process: miRNA metabolic process; negative regulation of pre-miRNA processing. Gene Ontology annotation, molecular function: RNA methyltransferase activity; O-methyltransferase activity. Gene Ontology annotation, cellular component: cytoplasm. The record is from RefSeq and is a predicted model, not a curated record.